Molecule: messenger RNA, 4022 nt
Organism: Sipha flava (yellow sugarcane aphid)
Lineage: Eukaryota; Metazoa; Arthropoda; Insecta; Hemiptera; Aphididae
Exons: 27
Coding region: 267-3941 (1224 amino acids)
Biological process (GO): transcription by RNA polymerase III
Cellular component (GO): transcription factor TFIIIC complex
Molecular function (GO): protein binding
Source: RefSeq, a predicted model, not a curated record
UCACAUCAGUUAACAACGUUCGUGAUAUGAAACUUUUCUACUAUUCCUGUUGUUACCGGGAAAGGAUCCGUGUUCAAAUGGCAUGGCUGUAUAGAUCGAAUCAUUUAAUUCGAAUUUAUAACUUACGUCCCGUUUUGUGAUCCAAUGGUUGAAGUAUUUCAAACGUUGUCGACUAACUGGUUUUUUUUUUUUACCAUCACCAGACCAUACGAUUAUCAAAUGUAAAAUUACGACAACCGCGGAAUCCCGAAAUACACUGUUACAACAUGGAUCACGAAAACGUAAAAGUCAAAGUAGAGUUUGACGACGAAGACGAAUCAAUCUCGAAUCUCGUGACCCCGAGCAUUAUCAGUCAUGACUCCACGGUGACUUGUGGUAAUUGCAAGAAGCAAAUGAGCCUUCAUGAGUAUAUAAUUCAACACCGUAAAAGUCAUUAUUACCUUUGUUGGUUAGAAGGCGUAGAGGAUAAAAUUGAUUUCACAGAUACAUCACAGGUUCAAAAAAUAUUAAAAGAAAAUUCUGAGAUGCUUAAAACUAAGUCGAAAUUUGUUUGUGAAUGGUGCGAUGAUAUAAAAUUAACCAUUGCUGGAUUUUCUAAACAUCUAAAAAAUUGCGUAGCGAAAACAAUGUUAUGUGAAAAUGAUAUAAAUCAGGAAGAUCUUCAGAAAAAUUCUAGUUCAUCGAUUACUUAUUCUAAUGAUUCUAUAGUGUCAUGUGGCCGUUGCAAAGAAAGUAUGAAAUAUGCAGAAUACAAAAAUGAACAUAGAUAUAAACACUAUAAUUUAUGUUGGUUAGAUGGUGAAGAAAAAUUAGAUUAUUCAAAUCAGAACAAAAUAACUGAAUUACUCAAGGAAAUUUUACCAAAACUUACUGAAAAUGUAAAAAAAUAUUAUUUUAUUUGUGAAUGGUGUGGAGAAAAGAGAAACAGUUUGUUAGGGUUUGCUAUUCAUGUGAUGAAAUGUGCCAAAGAACAAAAUUUUGUAUCACUACAACAUCCAGAACUUGAUGUGUCUGAUUCACUUGAGACUAUUGAUAAGGACUCUAAAUAUGAUUCAGAUUCCCCAGUAACUUGUGGUUUAUGUAAUAAUACUAUGCUGUAUAAAGAAUUUACAGAAAAUCAUAAAGCAACUCAUUAUAAUUUAUGCUGGAUAAAUGGUGAUGAAAAAGUAGAUCUUGAUGAUGUAGCCAUAACACAACCUUUGUUACGACAAACUUUACCAAAAGAUGCAGCUCGCGAAAAAAAAGUAAAAUUUGUCUGCGAAUGGUGUCAAGUAGAAAAAAAAAGUGUACCUGGUUUUGCUAGCCAUUUAAAACAGUGUAAAUUAAGACCGGAUAAAUUGAAUUUAAUAAAUGAUUUUGAAAGUGGUAAUGACUUAAAUAAAAAAUCAGAAAUAGAAGUAACAAAUGCAUCAAUAGUAACUUGUGGACGAUGUAACAAAGAAAUGACUUAUAUAGAAUACUGUUCUAAACAUUGUUCUAAACAUAACAAUUUAUGCUGGAUUGUUGGAGAAGAUAAACCUGAUUUAGAAAACUAUGAUGUUAUAGUGGCAAAAUUGAAACAAUUUGUACCUUUUAGUGUGGUUCGUUCGCGAUCAGUGAAAUUGACUUGUGAAGAUUGCAAAAGUGUUAAAAGAAGCAUUUCAGGUUUUGCCAGUCAUGUAAUAUUUUGUAAUAAAACUGCUAAUGAUAUAAAACUUUUAUUAGUAAGAUGUGAAGACUGUGGAACUAAAAUUAAACCAUCUUCAUUUUUAUCUCAUAGAUUGAAAAAUUGUAAAGGUGCAAAUAGUAAGGUGGAAAAUAGUGAUAAAACAGAAAAUAAUUGGUCUAACUAUAUUGAUGAUAAUGCAUUAUUUUACAAAAUGCGACGAAAAAGAAGACCUCCAAAUGUUUUAAGUUUUCAUCCUAAUACAAAAUAUGUGACCGAAUAUUUUGAUCUUAUGUGUCGUUUAUGUGAUUUUGUAACAUUUAGUAUUAAUGAUAUUACUAAUCACAUUUCAACAAUCCAUAAUAUUGAUUUAAAUCUCAUAACAAGUAAAAAAAUUAUGGAAGAUUAUAUAUUAAGUAAAAAUGAUGUACAUCAAAACAUAUAUUUAAUACCUUUAUUAAAUUACUACCAAUUCUAUAUUAAAACAUUUUGGAAAGCCAUUUAUCAUGGAGAUUUUAAAUGUAAUGUAAAAAUUUUGAAUAAUGAAGAAGCGUUAAGGUAUUUGCCAUCCAUUCAGCAGUCUUGCAAAGUAUUUAAUUCUAAUAAUGAACAAAUUUGUGUUAGUCUAUUUAAGUCUGCUCAUGUCAAUGGUAAAUUUAUGCUCUUUACUGGUGGUCCCAACUGGGCUUUAUCAUGGUGUCCUGUUCCAAAAGAAGUUCAAACUCAGUAUUUAGCAAUAUCAUGUCAUCCUAAACCUGAUCUACUACAUAAAGAGAUGAACAUUUACAAAUAUCCAUCACUUUUACAAUUAUGGAAAUUUAAUUCACUAAGUAAUAUUAAUUAUGAAUCUGUUGCUGAUAUGCCAUAUAUGUCCUAUGGAUUAGCUCAUGAUUUUGGUGCUGUCUGGGAUAUGGCAUGGUGUCCUUCAGGAGCUUAUGAGCCUAAUAAUAAAAUUGGUUUAUUGGCAUUAAGUACAUCUUGUGGAGAUUGUCCCAUAUUUGCAAUGCCUUGUACAGAUGAAAAUUCUGAAAUGUUUUAUAUCUACAAAGCCAAACCUGUUAUAGCAAGAAAUUUUGAAUGUGAAUGGAUUGAAGGUGGUGUACAAUGUACAAAAGUUUGUUGGCAAGCAAUUGCACCUUUUAAAACUGUCAUUUGUGGUUAUUCAAAUGGUAUUGUGAGUUUGUUCAAUAUAAAUUUUAAAUCUAUAUUCUUAAAUGAUGAAAUACUUUAUCCAAGCCACACUUUUAGGGCGAGUAGAUGUAGCAUAACAGGACUUUCUAUGAAUUAUUUUAAUUCUUUGAUAUUGUCUACUACAGCAACUGAUGGUCAUGUAACUCUAUGGGAUUUAAAAUCAACUGAAAUUCCAAUUUUUCAGAAAAAAUCUUAUAGUCCUUCUGAUUGUACUUGGCUUCAACAAUGUUAUACAUUAGUGUAUUGUAGUAAAGGUGUUAAUCCAUUAUUCUUAAAAGUUCGAACUAUCAAUUUUUCAAAUUAUAAUGAUGACGUUGAAGGUUACAAUCCAGAGUUAUAUGUUAUAAAAAGUGUGAUCAAUAGUAGUAAAAUAAUUAGUAAUAAUAGUGUUGUGAAUAAUGAUAGCAAAUUAAAUAAUGAUGUAGACAAUUGUAAUGAUACUGUUAGAAAAAAACCUAAAAUAAAGGCUAAAAAAACCACUCUCGAUGAUUCCUUAAGUGAUGAUGAGUCAUUCAAAUUUGUUGAUUCAGACACAAAUAGUGAUGGAGAAAAAUCAAAUUUUGUUGAAAAAUCUGGAGAUGUAUCAAAAAGUAUUGAUGAGGAUGAUUUAUAUGGUCCUACUUUUUUUCAAAGAAGUACUCAUUGGUCUGUUUCUGCAUCAGAUUGGAUGAACAUCAUUGCAACUGGGGAUGAAGGUGGAGUUAUUUAUGAAAAACUUUUUCUACCUGAAAACAAUCAUAUAAAAAAAGAAAACUGUGCUACACUUCAAUUGAUAGUAAGAAAACUUAAUCCAAAUGAUACAUCAAACUCAGAAGUUUCAAAUUACAGCCACUUUAAUGAGACUAUUAAAAUAUUUGGUUUAGAAUUCAAAUCUUUCCGUUUUGAUGAAAAUAUAAUGAGCAAUAAAGAUGAUACCAAGCCAUUGCUUAGAUAUCCUCUCGAUAAUAUUACUAAGGUUUCAUGGAAUCAAAAUUUUAGUUCAUUUCGUUGGUUGGCAAUUGGAACACAAAGUGGUUUUACGCUUGUAUCACCAUCUCAAACAAUAUCUGAUAAUUAUAUUGAUUCAUUUUACAAAAUAAUUUCUACAGAACUUAAUAAAUGUUGACUAUGAAACUUAAUUUAACUUAUUUUAUUAACUUUAUUUUAUAUUUUAAGUUCAAUAAAAAAGCUAUAGGUCAUAAAAAAA